This is a messenger RNA of Vigna radiata var. radiata (mung bean), 2253 nucleotides long. RefSeq names its product bifunctional 3-dehydroquinate dehydratase/shikimate dehydrogenase, chloroplastic. NCBI's taxonomy places the organism in Eukaryota, Viridiplantae, Streptophyta, Magnoliopsida, Fabales, Fabaceae. The record is from RefSeq and is a predicted model, not a curated record. Gene Ontology annotation, molecular function: 3-dehydroquinate dehydratase activity; shikimate 3-dehydrogenase (NADP+) activity. The transcript is spliced from 11 exons. Gene Ontology annotation, biological process: shikimate metabolic process; chorismate biosynthetic process. The coding region runs from base 12 to 1772 and encodes 586 amino acids.
UACAUUAACACAUGUGCUGUGAAGUUUAUCCUAACAAGAACAAAACUAUUACAAACAAAAUAACUCUUCCAAAAUUCAAUUCUCACCUCAAUUUUUCAGAUGGAUUCUCCAAACGUUGUCGUAACUCACUCUCUUAUCUUCCUCGUUUCUCUUCCACUGCUUCAAAUUCAACCCUAAUUUUUGUUUGUUUUUGCAUUCUUCAGAUCACGGCGCCAUCAGUAGGUAGGAAGAAUGUAACCUUAAUCUGCGUCCCUGUAAUAGCGGAAUCAGUUGAAAAAAUGAAGAUAGAUAUGCACAAAGCCAAAGCUGAAGGUGUAGACCUCGUCGAACUUCGAUUGGACUCCUUGAACACCUUCAAUCCCUUUCAAGAUAUUAACAUUCUCAUUCGCCACCGUCUACUACCAUUGUUGUUCACGUACAGGCCCAAAUGGGAGGGUGGUAUGUAUGAUGGUGACGAAAACAAACGGUUGGACGCACUAAGGAUAGCAAUGGAGUUGGGAGCUGAUUACAUCGACGUUGAACUUAAGGUGGCGCCUCAAUUCUAUGACUCUAUACGUGGGAAGACAUACAAUCAAACCAGGGUCAUUGUUUCAUCUCACAACUUUGAACUUACUCCUUCAACUGAGGAUCUGGGCAACCUUGUAGCAAGAAUACAAGCAACGGGAGCAGACAUUGUGAAAAUUGCAACAACUGCUGUGGACAUUGCUGAUGUAGCACGCAUGUUUCAAAUAACGGUGCAUUCUCAAGUAAGGAAUGUUCCGUUGAUUGGAAUUGUUAUGGGUGAUAGGGGGUUGAUUUCUCGUGUACUUUGUGCGAAAUUUGGUGGGUAUCUGACAUUUGGCACCCUUGAGUCAGGAGUAGUUUCAGCUCCUGGUCAACCUUCACUUAAGGAUCUAUUGCAUCUAUACAAUUUCAGAGCACUAGCACCUGAUACAAAAGUAUAUGGGCUUAUUGGAAAGCCUGUCAGUCAGAGUAAAUCACCCACGUUAUUGAAUGAAGCCUUCAAGUCAGUUGGUUUUAACGGUGUUUAUAUAAUUCUAUUGGUGGAUGACAUUGCCAAUUUUCUCAGGACUUACUCUUCUACGGAUUUUAUGGGAUUCAGUGUUACCCUUCCUCACAAGGAGACGGCAGUUAAGUUGUGUGAUGAGGUUGAUCCAGUGGCUAAGUCUAUAGGGGCUGUGAAUUGCAUUAUCAGAAGACCAACUGAUGGGAAAUUAAUUGGGUAUAACACAGACUACGUUGGUGCUAUUUCUGCAAUUGAGGAUGGGUUACGAGGUAACCAUAAUGGUAGUAGCACAACUGUUUCUCCAUUAGCCGGUAAGCUGUUUGUUGUAAUUGGGGCUGGUGGUGCUGGGAAAGCAGUUGCUUAUGGUGCGAAAGAGAAAGGAGCAAGGGUUGUGAUUGCGAAUCGUACCUACGAUCGAGCCAGAGAACUUGCUGAUGCAAUUGGAGGAGAAGCUUUGCCCCUUGCUGAUUUGGAUAAUUUCCAUUCGGAGGAUGGUAUGAUUCUUGCAAACACAUCAUCAAUUGGAAUGAUUCCAAAAGUUGACGAGACACCUAUUUCUAAGCAUGCUUUGAAACAUUACUCCAUAGUUUUUGAUGCUGUGUACACACCCAAGAUGACUAGACUGUUGAAAGAAGCAGAAGAAGCAGGAGUCACCAUUGUGACAGGAUUUGAGAUGUUCAUAGGGCAAGCAUAUGGGCAGUUUGAGAAUUUCACUGGAUUGCCUGCACCAAAGAAGCUCUUCAGACAAAUUAUGAAAGACUAUUAAUGAGGUUAGGCAAUUGCUUCCUACCCCAUCGAUUUCUUCGUACACUUCAUUAUUUCUUUUAAUUCCAUUCCUACUGGAGGAGAGGUGGUGACGGUUUGUGCAAUUGAGACACGUUGUGGGAUACCGAAAAAUAAUACGGUUAUUUGUAAGGAAAAUGGAUCCAACAGCCCAGGAAGUUGACUUACGAGUGGGAUUAAAGGGAACAACCACAGAUGGACACGUGGUGGAAGACAUGCAAAGCAAGAUGAGAGGAAAGGCACAUGAUCCAAUAGCAUAAGCACAAACUUGAAGGGCGAUGAGUAGAGUAUUCUCUAGUAUUAAUGUAAUAAGAGUUUAGUGAGAGAUGGAAGAGUGGUUGGCAUUUAUCUUCUCUCUCAUUUAAUUUCUUUGUCCCUUUUGGUCUUUCUUUUGAGAACCAAUUUCAUUAGUGAAUUAUAUUGUAUGUUUUUAUGAAAUUUCAUGGUCGUCAAUACAUUAAGUA